This is a messenger RNA of Rangifer tarandus platyrhynchus (Svalbard reindeer), 462 nucleotides long. Lineage: Eukaryota; Metazoa; Chordata; Mammalia; Artiodactyla; Cervidae. The record is from the annotation of a GenBank genome assembly.
AUGCUCCUGAGGAGGGUAGCAGAAGGAGGCCGCGCGGUGGCUGCCGCUACCCUCGGCGGGGGGCCACUGUCCAGCUGGGACUGGUGCCAAAAGCUUCCUGGAGGCAGCAGCCUUCUUCACAGGAUCCAAGUCCGUGGAGCCCACAGAGAGUUUGGGAAGAACCAUGUGGAAGCGGGGUCCCAAGGAGGUGCAGCGGGCACCGGCCAGCCCAAGUCCUCCCUGCCGGGUGGGGGCCCCUCAGGACCUCUGUACCCGCCACCACCUGAGCUCCAGCCACCCACCAACUGCUGCAUGAGUGGCUGCCCCAACUGCGUGUGGGUAGAGUAUGCAGAUGCACUGCUGCAGCACUACCAGGAUGGCGGGGAGCGGGCCCUGGCCGCCCUGGAGGAGCACGUAACUGAUGAGAACCUCAAGGCCUUCCUCCGGAUGGAGAUCCAGCUCCGCAUUAGGAGUGGAGGCUGA